AUGGUCUCUGCCCAAGACUCCCAAUCCAUCCAGAAAGUAUGGGGAGUCUUUGCAUUUACCGUCUACGGAGACAGCAAGCCCAGUGAGCUCACCAGCUCUCGAACAUUGACCGACUACGGAGCCAACGAACUCGCCACGGCAGCAUCGGAUUUCCGUUAUCGUUAUGUGUCUGGAGGCUCUAAUACUAUAAUCCAGAACAUAUCCCCAAUAAUUUUGGACUCAAACGAUGUGGUUGUGCUCUCGGCAACGGAUCAGAACAUUGUUGGUUCCGCCCAAGCCUUCAUGCAGGGUCUAUACCCACCAUUGGGCUCAAUGAACAUACCGAGCAGCCAAAUUGCGAACGGAUCGUUUACACAGGCGCCAUUGAACGGAUACCAAUACCCUCGGAUUGUUACAGUCGGUAAUGCCGACCCUCAGUCUAUUUUGAUUGAAGGUCACGCGAUGUGUGACAUGUAUAAUGCCGCCGAAGGCGAAUACCGUGGGAGUAACGAAGCCCAGGAUAUCACACGAGACACAGACGCCUUUUAUAGAAAACUAUGGAAACUGGCAUUGUCUGGAGCCUACGAUGAUACUUCUGCAACUUACACAAAUGCCGUUGCAAUCUCGGAAUAUUUGGAUUAUGAAGUUGUGCAUAAUGACAGCUUGUUGGAAAGUCUGAACCACGCCGACAUCAUCCGUGCUCGCUCGCUGGCGGACCAGUACGCAUGGAGCACCAACAGCCAACAAUCAUCUUCCAGCGGGUCUGCGAUCAGAGUAGCUAGCCCAAUUGCCGGGCAGACAUUGGCAUCGAGCAUUCUAGAAGCCUUCGAUCUGAACAUCCAGGCAAGUGGCACCCGGCAGAAGAUGACUCUGUUGUUCGGCGGUGAUGAGCCAGCUGUUGCCCUGUCGUCUCUGUUGGGACUCGCAAACCAGCAUCAACCCAACUUUUUCUCCCGCUUGGUACGAGGUGGCUCAUUUGUUUUCGAGCUGUACAGCUACGAGAACAGCAGCAACUUGUACCCAACAUACCCUGGGAUGGACAAUUUGUACGUGAGAUUCUUGCUUCACAAUGGGACCGACAACACCACCGACUUCGAAAUGUAUUCCCUCUUUGGACACGGCCCUAGUCGUGCGUCAAUCCCAUAUACUGAGUUUCAUUCCGAGCUGGAGACAUUUGCGCUGGCAUCAACCGAAGAAUGGUGCCUACGCUGCAACGCUGAAACUGUGUUCUGCAAUGGAGUGUUAGACCAGACCGUAUCUCAGCCGAAGAAGAAUAGAGGUUUGGCUCCCGCUGUAGCCGGAGUCAUUGGUGCUGUUACAACGCUCGCUGUCAUUGGACUUACAGCAGUCAUUGUGUUCCUCAUAUGUCGUGCUCGCAAGGGAAGAUACCCCAAGAAAGGAAGCUUGGGAGGGUUCAAAGGUCCUAGUAAACUUGCCAGUGAUACCGAUUUGUCGUUCAGUGAACCCAUAUGGGGAAACUCCAAGACUGAUAGUACGCAAGCAUCCAGUGGUCUCGCCGCUGGAGUUGGAGUGGCUGUACAGGGACAUGAACGUACCGGAAGCUGGGAGAUGAGGCAGGGAAAAAAAGAGAUUGGGAAUAUUGAACCCGAUGGCAUGGAAGUGAUGUCACCUUCUGAGGAAAAUGGGGAGUAUUGGGGUGUACACAGUGGCCUUCAACCUGUGAAAAUCCGGGAGAGUGUAUAG
Molecule: messenger RNA, 1683 nt
Organism: Penicillium roqueforti
Lineage: Eukaryota; Fungi; Ascomycota; Eurotiomycetes; Eurotiales; Aspergillaceae
Exons: 1
Coding region: 1-1683 (560 amino acids)
Biological process (GO): dephosphorylation
Molecular function (GO): phosphatase activity
Source: RefSeq, a predicted model, not a curated record